UUAGUACGACGUGACAUAGUGAUGACGCAAUAGGUCGUCGCGUAAAUGAGUGUAAACGGCACCUGAAUACAUUGGAAAAGGAAGUGUCCUGCCUUUACGGAUAAUAUUUCUCUUACCAGAUACGUAUGUGAUUAGUUUGGGUGCCGACCUUCUUGAAUCUGAGCAGAUUGAGAAUCAACACUUCUCUUGAAAGCAGCGGUGGCGGGUUUUUCCUCAGCUGGUUUGCUAGCAGGAGCGUCUGACCGGACUCUCGCUAUAAAACAGCAGAACUACCGAAUCUGCCGCGUAUUAUUUGCCUUUCAAAACGCGUUAUAACGGGAAGUGAAGUUCUGAAGGUCUUGUUUCCUGACUUAAUUUAACCGUAACCGUUUAACUGCUUUGAUUUAACCGUAAAGCCACAGCAUUUUAUUCUUCUAGCAGCUAACCGCACGCGCUGUACAAUAAUAUAACCGAUAAAUGUCUCCAUGACAACGUGUGUGUUGUAGUAUUGAGAGCAUCAACCGCAAGCUAUCGUUACACAUCUAAGUCUGUAACAUGUUUACUCGAUGCUGAAGGAGAUGUUUAUACAGCACAACCUGCUGACAGACAUUAGGUAGCUCACAACUGGAUGGCGACGCAUCGAGGUCCAGUAUGAAACACGAUACAUCUGCGCUUCAGUAACCGUGACUUGAGGCUCAUAGGAGAGCCUUCAUUAUGUACCAUAGCUGUGUCAUCGUCCUGUCGAUCAUCUCCACCUCUCGAGACUGAUAUUUUCUGGCUUUUUUAAAACACUCGAUCCACCAAGUGUUGCGCAAUGGCGGGUGUUGGGGUCAGCGUGCUGUCGCGGGGUCAGCUGCCGUCUGUAUCCUCCAACUCCUCGCCCACUGAUCCUGAUACCAGGGGCUGCUCAAACGGGGACUUCAUGGGCACCUUUGGCAUCUUCCUGCAGGGCCUGCUGGGAGUGGUGGCUUUCAGCACCCUUAUGUUGAAACGGUUCAGGGAGCCCAAGCACGAACGGAGACCCUGGAGAAUCUGGUUUCUGGACACCUCCAAACAGGCCAUAGGGAUGCUGUUCAUUCACUUUGCCAAUGUCUACCUGUCUGACCUCACAGAGGAGGACCCAUGUUCACUAUACCUGAUCAACUUCCUUUUGGAUGCGACACUGGGCAUGCUGGUGAUCUAUGGUGGCGUGAAGGCCGUUAGUGCUGUGGUUGAAUGGAGACAGUGGGAUUCGCUGCGUUUUGGAGAGUACGGUGAGCCGGUUCAGUGCAGUGCCUGGGUGGGUCAGUGUGCUCUCUACAUCCUCAUCAUGAUGUUUGAGAAGGUCAUGAUCAUGUUGGUCCUCCUCCUCCCUCAGUGGAAGAAGUUGGCUACGCUCAACCCCAUAACAAACCCUCAUCUGGAGCUAGCUAUCGUCAUGCUAAUAGUCCCGUUUUUCGUGAACGCUCUGAUGUUCUGGGUGGUAGAUAACUUCCUAAUGAAGAAGGGCAGAACAAAAGCCAAAUUGGAGGAGAGGGAAGCAGAAGAUGACCCUCGUGGCAGCAGCAAAGUGCGCUAUAGACGGGCAUUGUCACACGAUGACUCUGAAUCAGAAGUAAGUUACUCUUACUGAGUCAAUCUGAUGUGACAGCAAAAAAGAUUCUGUUCUCUGCAGAUGACGAAAUGGAGGAUUCAGAUGGUGACGACGAUGUACGAAGACUCACAGGGCUCAAGCCUGUUAAGAAAAAGAAGCACCGGCUUGGUAUUCCAGUUUGAAUUCAAAUCAAUUUAGACUUGAGGCCUCUCUCAUUCUCAUGACCCCACCUCAUUUACCUGAACAUGGAUCAGAAAGUGAGGGCAUGAAGACUAACUCGACCUAUGAUUAGGGGGUAGACAUACACGAGAAAAGCCUCUGGACAGCACUAGAAAGAUUUUUGCUACCCUGUGUCAAAGGGUAAAACAUAAUAUUUUCAGUCUGUCAAGGUUUUUUUGUGCACAUUCAUAAUUCUCUUCUGCGGCUGCUUUGCCAUGCUUAAAGAAUGUGAUUCUCCAGUGGAUAUACAACACACUACAUCUCCUUGCAUCUAUCCAGCCUUUAAACUGAACAAAGCAAUUCAAAUAACAUACUGAUGUUGUUCCUCUGACAUAAGUACCUUUAACCAUAUGCAUGUGAUUGAACACACUGACUUGGGCGAACGUUCAAGGUCACUCUGUUGGUUCCAAAGCACGUUUGUGAGUGUAGCUGCUGCAGAAAGUUUUGUGCGUGUCAGCUGUGAGGAAAUUGUGCUGAUAAAUGUUACAGAAUAACACUGGUCAGCAGUGUUAUGAGAGAAUUACAAUACAGUUGGUACAGUCUGCUUGCAGUGUAUGGUUUUAACCAUUUGGCAGCAGACAUUCUGAGAAGGUACGUAAAUCCAGGGAUGGCUUGUCUGACUGUUUGGCUUUUCAAAGUGUAUCUGCCUCAAAUCAGUGUCACUGUGUUCUAGCACUCAUUUUCCCUGUAUUUAUUUGUUGUUUUAAUUGUUGUUUGUAUGGCCUCUUAAAAUGAAAAUUCAGUCAUUUACUUGCCCUCAUGUCGUUCCAAACCUGUAUGACUUUCAUUCUUCUGUAGAACGUUAAGAACAUUGAGGUCCAAAAAUCAUUGGACCCCACUGACUUCCAUUGUAUGGACAAAAAAUCAAAUCAGAAUAUCAAAAAAUAUUUUUUGUUUCUCACAGAAGAACAAACGUCACAGUUUUUGAUCAACAUGAUGGAGAGUGCACGAUGCUUUUCAUUUUUGGGUGAACUGUCUUUAAACGUUGUUUCUGUAUUGCUACUCAUUGCAGGGUAGAUGCUCUGGUGCGGAUGCUUCUGUAACUUCUUGCACAGUUUGGCGUUACAUUGUGGUAUCUUUUUAUGCGGUAUUACCUUCAAGUUUUGUAUGUUUUAAGCAUUCCCUGUUGCCUCUAUAUACUCAGACACUGUCAAAUUCUAAACCCUAAACCAGCAGGCCUUUCUUCCAAAUGCUUUCUCAUCCACCCUCACACUUUUCUGCUCUAUGGAGCAUUUGAUUUUAUUCCAACACAAAAGCACAGAUCCUUGGAGAACGAUGCAUUUGCACCAUGCAUUCUCUGCAAAAAUGUCAAAUUAGUCUUUGUAAUCUUUAUUCUGAAAAUGGAUAUAAUGUGAAGAGGAAGAUGCCUGUAGGUUUAGAGUUGGAGUGAAUGUAAUUGGGAGUACAGGACCAGUUGUUUUAUCACUUGUAUUGUCAAACUGAUAUUUAAUGGACCAAGUUUGUGGGAGUACUGUUUGCACAUGGUAUGUGUUUGUGUUUUACAGGGAUGAAUUGAAACCAGGCCUUCUGAAUGAACAAGGUUACUGAUAAGGAUUUUGUCUUGGUGGAAAUAUAACUGCCUUUCUCUUCGGGUUUGAUUCUGACUAUUAUUACAGAGCAAUCUUGGUUUCAGUUGGAGAAUGAAACAAAUUGGAUGUGGAGAGGGGUGUUAAAUACUAAACAAUAUUAGAUGAUUAAGAAUUACUGACAGAUUAUGAACUUGUGUAUGCUUUUUCAAUAAACGGUGUAAAAAUG
Onychostoma macrolepis is the source of this 3526-nucleotide messenger RNA. It is a transcript of the gene stimate, whose product is annotated as STIM activating enhance. The transcript has 8 exons. NCBI's taxonomy places the organism in Eukaryota, Metazoa, Chordata, Actinopteri, Cypriniformes, Cyprinidae. Gene Ontology annotation, biological process: activation of store-operated calcium channel activity. Gene Ontology annotation, cellular component: cortical endoplasmic reticulum; membrane. The coding region runs from base 794 to 1591 and encodes 265 amino acids. Gene Ontology annotation, molecular function: calcium channel regulator activity. The record is from RefSeq and is a predicted model, not a curated record.